AUGGGAGAGGCACCCCAGAUUGCCAUUCUUCGAGCUGGCACCUUUAUGAGGACCCAAUACAUUCCUAGGCUCGCUGAGAUCUCUAAGCUCCUCCUCCUUAAAUCCAUUUGGAGCCGUACAGAGGAAUCUGCUAGAGGUGCCGUUGAGAUUGCUCAAAAACAUUUUCCAGGAGUAGAAUGCAAGUGGGGUGAUAAGGGUCUUCAAGAAAUUAUUGAAGAUAGUUCAAUUCUUGGUGUUGCAGUGAGAGAGAGAAAAGAGAAGGAAAGGAAAUAG
Molecule: messenger RNA, 273 nt
Organism: Prunus armeniaca (apricot)
Lineage: Eukaryota; Viridiplantae; Streptophyta; Magnoliopsida; Rosales; Rosaceae
Source: the annotation of a GenBank genome assembly